GGAAUAUAAAUCAGUAUUAAACAAUGUUCGUUCUAAGAGGACUAAUAACCACGUGUUUCAAACUAUAUGACACACCGUGCUUCUGACCGCGUUAUGAGACGUUCUGACCUGUUCUUUUACCAAGCCUGAAGAUGGAGGGGACGAAUACGGCCGCGGAGGCCUAUCAAUACGUAGGACCAUUUAGAUUGGAGAAGACGCUGGGAAAAGGACAAACAGGUCUCGUUAAGCUCGGCGUGCACUGCGUGACUGGGAAGAAGGUGGCGAUAAAAAUCAUCAAUCGUGAAAAACUUAGUGAAUCUGUGCUUAUGAAGGUGGAACGAGAGAUUGCUAUUAUGAAACUGAUUGAGCAUCCGCAUGUACUUGGAUUAUCAGAUGUUUACGAGAAUAAAAAAUAUUUAUACCUCGUGUUGGAGCACGUCAGCGGUGGGGAACUCUUUGAUUAUUUAGUGAAGAAAGGCAGACUCACGCCCAAGGAAGCGAGGCGAUUCUUCCGGCAAAUUAUAUCCGCUUUAGAUUUUUGUCACAGUCAUUCGAUAUGCCAUCGCGAUCUCAAGCCAGAGAACUUAUUAUUAGACGAACGAAACAAUAUUAAAAUAGCAGAUUUCGGCAUGGCAUCGUUACAACCUGCCGGCUCCUUGCUGGAAACCUCCUGUGGAAGUCCACAUUACGCCUGUCCUGAAGUUAUAAGGGGAGAAAAAUAUGAUGGAAGGCGUGCUGAUGUGUGGUCCUGCGGUGUUAUUCUUUAUGCUCUCUUGGUGGGCGCCUUACCAUUUGAUGAUGAUAACUUACGACAAUUACUCGAAAAGGUGAAGCGAGGUGUCUUCCAUGUGCCGCAUUUUGUGCCUCCCGAUUGCCAGCAGUUACUCAGGGGAAUGAUAGAAGUGAAUCCUGAAAAGAGAAUGACUUUAGCGGACAUAACCCGUCAUCCAUGGGUGACGGCUGGUGGUCGAGGGGAGUUAGAACAGGAACUUCCAAUGAUGGAGGUCGUUCAGACUAGAGUACUUCCAUCAGCAGAAGCGAUCGACCCUGACGUCCUGCAAGCCAUAUGCAGUCUCGGCUGUUUUAAACAUAGAGAUAAACUAAUACAGGAUCUUCUAAGUCCGCACCACAACACGGAGAAGGUGAUCUACUUCCUGCUGCUGGAGCGCAAGCGGCGCCGGCCCGCGCGCGACGACGAGCCGCGCCCCGCCGCGCCCGCCGCGCCGCACGACCCGCCGCGCAAGCGCCUCGACACCUGCCGGGUAAACGGUCAAUCUGCGCAUUUUGGUCAAAUAAGCGAGGGAUCUCCGAUCACGCCGAGACGAUCACAGUUCAGGUCCGCGUCGGGGCGCCGCAGUGAGGGGCGAAGCUCUCCGCAGUUGUCGGCCAGCCCGCCGGGUCAUACUCCACAUCGUGUGUCUUCGCUGGGUGGCACUCCGGCUACCCCUGGAUCACCACUAGCGUCGCCGUCUGUUCGUGAACAUCACCAUCAGAGGGCGAACUCCACCGGACCAACUAUUAGUCUAAAUAUUAGUGGAGAGCCAGGUGAAGCAGUAAUAAUAAUUAAUGAAUCGCCAAUGAUGGGGUCGUCUGUGGCCGUCCGGCCUCACAGCCCCUCGCAAUCACAUAGAGUUCGAGAGAGGUCAUCACUCCCAGGGCCCGGGGCGACCCAGGCUCCAGUUCAGACGUCUCUAUUCCCUAAUUUGGGCACUAUACCAUCGUCGGCGGCGGGCGGGGCGGCGGCGGCGCCCUGGCGCGCCCGGCUGGCCACCAUCAAGAACUCGUUCCUGGGCUCGCCGAGGUUCCACCGGAGGAAAAUGCAGACAUCGUCCGAAGAAGUGCACCUCACGCCGGAAUCGUCCCCCGAGCUAACCAAACGCUCCUGGUUCGGCUCCCUGUUGCUGUCAGCCGAUAAAGAGGAAACAUUCACGGCUCUUGUCAAAGGGAAACCCUUGGCAACCGUCAAGGCGGAUUUGAUACACGCUUUUUUAAGUAUAGCGGAGCUCUCGCACAGCGUGCUCAGUCCGAUGUCGUUUCGAGUUGAAUACAAGCGCGGCUCGAACGCUCCGGCGAUGUUCCAGAGGCACGUGCGAUUUCAGGUCGAUAUAUCAACAAUAACCAAAGCUCCCGGUGAAAAUGGAAAGGAGUAUUUAUAUGCAAUAACAUUUACGUUGCUGUCUGGCAACAUCCGUCGCUUCCGGCGCGUGUGCGAGGUCGUGCAGGCGGCCGUGUGUCGCGCGCCCGGCGCCGCCAGACUCGCGCCGCCGCACCCGCCCGACCCGCGCCCCUCCCGCCGCGCGCUGGCGCCGCACGCCGCGGAGAUUCCGGACAGUCCCGAGACGCCGCACCAGCAGUCCGACCACGACAGCGACUCGUCGGUGUUCGACGCCGUCAAGAGUCCGACGAGCCACACUUCCAUCGACCAAUUAGAUCAGAACGGUAGCCACGCUUUAGGUUCCAGUUCGUCUGUAACCAGCGGUUCCAGUGGAUAUAAACAAGGCGUGCGCGGCCGGCGCGCCGCAGACCCAGCCUCCGCCUCCCUCGACCACGAGAUCAUGAGCUGCGGCAGGGACCUGCCCGGUACUCAUACGAAGCGGUCGUCGUCCGAGUGCCGGGACGCGACUUCCUCCCCCCGCCGAGGACUCGAAUCCCGGGAGAGUUCGAUCAAAGACGAGCUCCGGAGAAAUAACUCGCUCAGGGAGUCCCGCCGGGACUUCUCCCGGGAUCCCCCCACUACAUCCAUCGCGUGAGAUUUUGGAUUUUGAGGGGUUAAAGCGUCUUUGUAGUGUUGAAGGUUGUCCAAGGGUGCUGAAUCAGUGUAACUUACUUUAAAAAAUCUUCGAUAGAUUUUUUCUUAAUAGAGAUCG
Vanessa atalanta (red admiral) is the source of this 2846-nucleotide messenger RNA. It is a transcript of the gene sff, whose product is annotated as serine/threonine-protein kinase BRSK2. The record is from RefSeq and is a predicted model, not a curated record. Gene Ontology annotation, cellular component: cytoplasm. The transcript is spliced from 24 exons. Gene Ontology annotation, molecular function: protein serine/threonine kinase activity; tau-protein kinase activity; ATP binding. Gene Ontology annotation, biological process: microtubule cytoskeleton organization; protein phosphorylation; intracellular signal transduction. NCBI's taxonomy places the organism in Eukaryota, Metazoa, Arthropoda, Insecta, Lepidoptera, Nymphalidae. Bases 132 to 2729 code for a protein of 865 amino acids.